Molecule: messenger RNA, 1276 nt
Organism: Tricharina praecox
Lineage: Eukaryota; Fungi; Ascomycota; Pezizomycetes; Pezizales; Pyronemataceae
Product: putative cell wall glycosyl hydrolase YteR
Exons: 3
Coding region: 18-1190 (390 amino acids)
Biological process (GO): carbohydrate metabolic process
Source: RefSeq, a predicted model, not a curated record
CCAAUAAUCACCGCGCAAUGAUGCUGUCCCGAUCAUUUACCGCCCUCAGCCUCCUAUGGCUGCAGCUGCAGUCCGCAACAGCCGCGACUCCCUACUCGCAACUGAUGCUCGACUCCGUGAUCGCGCGGUCGACUCCGCUGGGCCUCAACGCCGCCGGGAAGGUGACGACGACGUACGAACACGGCGUGAUCGAGCGCGCGCUGCAGAUGGUGUACAACGUCACCGGCGACAGCAAGUACUACAACUACCAGAAGAAGGGCGUCGACAAUAUCAUCGACUCGAAUGGGAAGCUGCUGGAUUACGAUCUGACAGUCUAUACGCUCGACGAUAUGAGGCUGGGCCAGGAGUUCCUCCACCUGUAUAGGAUGACGGGUCAGGCGAAGUACAAGAACGCCGCCGACACCCUGCGGAAACAGAUCAAUGUCCAGCCGAGGAAUUCCGAGGGUGGGUAUUGGCACAGGAACGUAUACCCCAACCAGAUGUGGCUCGAUGGCCAAUACAUGCUCAAUCCCUUCUACGCCGAGUACACUUCCAUCUUCCAGCCCACAAACACGACAGCAUGGAACGACAUCCUCCUUCAAUACCAGCUGAUCCACGCACACACGCUCAACACGACCUCGGGGCUCCUCGCACACGGCUACGACGGCGGCAAGACCGCCUCCUGGGCGGACCCCGUGACCGGCGCCGCGCCUCACGUGUGGAUCCGCGCGCUCGGCUGGUACACCAUGUCGCUGCUCGACGUGCUGGACUACUUCCCGCCGAGCCACGCGGGGUUCGCCGAGCUGAAGGGGUACUUCACGUCGUGCAUGGAGGCGGUGCGCGCCGCGGCGGAUCCGGCGACCGGUGGCUGGUGGCUGGUCAUGGACCAGCCCGGCAGGGACAAGAAUUACAUCGAAAGCUCGGGCACGGCCAUGUUUGUCUACUCGUUCCUGAAGGGCCUGAGGGUCGGAUAUCUUACCGGCGCGUCUGGGAAGGAUCUGGCGGCUGCGGAGAAGGCAUACCAAUACAUGGUCAAGCAGUUUGUUAAGGUCGCGGCGAAUGGAACCGCGGACUGGCUCGGGACGGUGGAGGUCGGGAGUUUGGGCGGGAAGGCGGAUUACGAUUAUUACGUCAAUGUGGCGUUGAGGACGAAUGAUCUGAAAGGUAUCGGGCCAUUUGUGUAUGCCAGUGUCGAGUACGAACGUCUAUAGGCGUACGGUAGUUAGCGAGUCGCCUCUUCACUCGGUGAUUGUCCGGAUACAUAGCAAUAGAUGUAAAAACCAAAUCAUAAACAAGC